AUGGAACAGUCACCAUUAACUACCCAAGCAAGUCGACGCCCUCGCUCCAGCCAGACCACCGUGUCGUUGAACUGGGACGAGGCCGAUGCCCUCUCACCGCAUCCUCGACUGAAGUUCGAGGUCGCCGAGUGCAUCGAGACAAAGACCAUCACCACUACGACUACGACCAAGAGGUCCUAUCCGCCCUUGUUUGUGCGAGAACCGCGACCAUUAAUGUCCCUCGACUCGAAGGAAUACCCCCUCGCGCAGAAACGUACCCCCCCCGAGUUAUCCAGGUUCUCGUUUGAUGUCGAUCAAUAUGGCUCCUUUUCCGACGAUGAAACAGACUGUCCAGACGUAUGUUCAUCCAUCCGGCCUCCUGUCUCUUCUUUCGGGUUGCCCACUGACCACGCCACAUUCCAGUCCUUCCAGACAGCGUCUAGUGAAGACUCAAGUCGGGAUAUCAAGACCGAACCCGGCAUCGACACGCUUCCUGUUAUCCCCCGCCGACACCCAGACACGAUCACGCGCAGGACUCACAAGAUGGGAACCCGUGCCGGGUCGCCUAUGGUGGCCGGGGCUGUGAAGAAGAACUCUAGUUCGGCCAACAAGUUGAGGUCACACGGGCCUAGUCUGCCCCAUCAAGUCUCUGACAAGCUCCGUCGUGCCAUUGGUAAAGGUCCGGCUUCUCGUAAGGAGAACGUCAGAGAAGGUAGCACAAGGACAUCGAGCGAAUUUCCUAUCACCCCCGAUACAUCAGAGCUUGCUGGAAGCAGCAGCACCGCGCAACCCCAGCCCCUGAAACUCAAACGAACGAACCUGGACUCCUUCGAGACUCCCGAUUCGGAUCCCACCCAACAGCACGACAACUACUUCAACAUCUCGAGUCCGUCUGGCAGUGAUUCUCACACCGUCUUUAGCAACGUGGCUACUCCACCCAUUACCGACGCAGAUGCGGAGCCCUUCACAGAUGCCGACGAGUCUCUCCAGCAGUCGAUCCGCGGAGCCCUGCAUCACCCCCGCCCCAUUAACACUGUGGCCCAACAAGAUGCGAGCCUGCCGAGCCCGCGACUAUCCCCUACUCUUCAAGCCGUUCAGCUACCCACCGACAGAGAAGAUGGAGAGGACGAUGAUAUGUCUGUCAUCUUGCACGAUGGCAGUCAAAAUACAAUGGACGAUGAAUCACUAGAAUCAACAACGCUCACACAAGGGUCUCUGAGGCACAAGAAGCGUCUUGAGGGGCCCAGUGUCAUGGACAGCCGAUCGAUGCUCGAGUCGUUUGAUGCUAUGCCUGCGGAGAUGAAGUCAUUCAUGAUGUACCAGUUUCUGCGUCGGUGUUCGCGCAAAACUCUACACGUUGUUGCGAAUGUGGUCAACCCUGCAUUGAACUGCGAUAUUCUCAAGGAUCUACCUACUGAGUUGACUCUGCAUGUCCUUUCGUAUCUCGACCACCGAGAUCUUUGCCGGGCUGCACAGGUAUCCAAAACGUGGCGCAACAUCAUUGACUACAACGAGACGGGCUGGAAGGAGUUGUUCGACCGAGAUGGUUUUGAGCUGCCACCCGGCGAGCUUGACAGGGCCAUCAAGGAAGGAUGGGGAUGGCAGGAUCCAGUCGGGCCCGAAGGCUGUGAACGUGAUUUUAGUCUACAAAACCGAUUGACUUCGACCGAAGCCGACCUUCUCCGAUCCUCAUCCGCAAAACCCGACCCGCCGGCAUCUAAGUUACGAAGUUCCAAGCGUAAGAGAGCCUUGAAUAACUUCAGCUCUGAUCGCAACAAGAGACGGGCUAGUGCUCAGGAUAGUGUCAUUAAGGACAAGGAGGAGAAGACGCAGUCACCUGCACGACUACACAAGUCGGAAGGACCUAUCUCAGCGGCUAGUGCCGCGGCGCUCGCAGUACCUGAUCCUCACAUCGGUCUCCCGAGUCUUCGAAAACUUCACCUGUUCAAGUCUCUAUACCGAAGGCACUACAUGAUCCGUAAGAGCUGGACUAGUGGCAAGGUCAAGCCAAGUCAUGUUGCGUUCGCGGCCCAUCCCCGCCACGUCAUCACCUGCCUUCAGUUUGAUGAGGACAAGAUAAUUACCGGAAGCGACGAUAUGCUCAUUCACGUCUACGAUACCAAAACGGGCAAGCUGCGCAAGCGUCUAGAAGGGCACGAAGGCGGAGUCUGGGCUUUGCAGUACGAGGGCAACUAUUUAGUGUCUGGGUCUACAGAUCGCUCAGUUCGUGUUUGGGAUAUUGAGAAAGGCCUCUGCACGCAGGUGUUCUACGGUCACACUAGCACUGUCCGGUGUCUGCAGAUCUUGAUGCCCACAGAGACCGGGAAAAUCGAGGACGGGCAAGCCAUCAUGAUGCCCCCCAAGCCGUUGAUUAUUACAGGAUCCCGCGACAGCCAGCUUCGUGUCUGGCGGUUACCUGAGGCUGGCUCCCGCAGAUACAUUCAAACGGGGCCGCCUGCCAACGAUGCGGAUUGUCCUUACUUCAUUCGCACCCUGCAGGGCCACAACCAUUCGGUUCGUGCCAUCGCCGCACACACCGAUACUCUAGUCAGUGGCAGCUACGACAACACGGUGCGUGUAUGGAAGAUCAGCACGGGUGAAACUGUGCACGUCUUGCAGGGUCACACACAAAAGGUAUACAGUGUUGUUCUUGAUGUUUCUCGAAACCGAUGUAUCUCUGGAAGCAUGGAUACCUUUGUCAAGAUCUGGGACCUGACGACUGGUUCUUGCAUCCACACACUUGAAGGACAUUCUUUACUCGUCGGCUUACUCGAUCUACGAGACGAGCGACUCGUAUCGGCGGCCGCCGAUUCCACACUGCGCAUUUGGGAUCCCGAGUCAGGGAGGUGCCAGUCAACACUGACGGCACACACUGGCGCCAUUACAUGCUUUCAGCAUGACGGGCGUAAAGUCAUCAGCGGAAGCGAUCGCACCCUGAAGAUGUGGGAUAUUCGUACCGGCGAAUGUAUUCAGGACCUGCUCACAGAUCUUAGUGGGGUGUGGCAGGUUCGAUUUGAUGAACGCAGGUGUGUGGCUGCUGUACAGAGAGACAAUCUCACUUAUGUUGAGAUUUUAGAUUUCGGUGCUGUCCGCGAUGGCAAACACCCCGAGGAGCUUGGCAAACGCAUAUUGCUAAAUGCUCCCGAAGUCCGCGCUCUUGAAGCGGCCGCGGCGGCCGAGGACAACUAG
Pseudomassariella vexata is the source of this 3168-nucleotide messenger RNA. Its product is annotated as WD40-repeat-containing domain protein. The coding region runs from base 1 to 3168 and encodes 1055 amino acids. Lineage: Eukaryota; Fungi; Ascomycota; Sordariomycetes; Amphisphaeriales; Pseudomassariaceae. The record is from RefSeq and is a predicted model, not a curated record. The transcript is spliced from 2 exons. Gene Ontology annotation, molecular function: protein binding.